ACUUGAGUGACAGACUUUAUAUUCAUGUUUGUUUGCUAUAUAAAAAUGUUCGUUUUCGUGUGCAGAAAGGUGUUCGCUUGUCGCAGAAAAGGACGUUACUUCAUCAACAUGUGGACUUUUACAUCAUAAAUUCUGUAGGAUAGUCAUAUUGUGCUUUCAAGAUUUCCGCUGGAAAUUUUGUUGACACCUUAGUACAUACAUGGAGGAACGCUGACACAUAUUAGAAUGGCUAGUCGUUGGCGGUAGAACUGUAGCAUUCAUAACGCCUACGCGAUAUCAUGUGGAGCGCGGGGCCUUCAGAAGACAAACACCCGGUUUGCCGACCGUCGAGUUCCACGAGCUCACGACGAAGUUCACUUGGAUGAGGCUGACGUGGUGACGAAUUGUAUAGAUCACAGUGCUCAGCUGUUAACGCGCUUCCGUCAUGGAUGACGCAGAAGUCGAGCAGACAAUCGCACAGAAACUAUUGUUCUACACCACUGCUUUCUUCAUCCUCCUUGGCACUUUCAGCCUCUUCGCCUUCCUCUUCCUGGUGCCUUUCGUCAUUGAGCCGGCCUUCACUACCAUCUUCAUGCAGUUCGACCCGGUGGCCGCCCUCUGUCAGACGGUUGAUACCGAAACCAGGCAGGGCGCGUCCAAUUGCACGUGGAGCUCGUGUCGAGAAGGCUGCACCAAGGAUGUAUUCGAAUGCACCCAGAUCCGCGUCAACUACAAAAUUCUACCAGUAGUUAAGACGGAGGAAGGCGAGGAAGGGAAUACUGAGGAGGACGAAGUAGCUGAGGGGUCAGCAGAUGACGAUAUUGUUGCUAAACUUCAUGAGUAUCUGAGGUCACAAAGAGAUGUUAGUAACAUUGUCAAGAGGCGCGAAGUAGAGCACACCAGUUCGAGAUCCGGCAGAGCCAUUCGGCAGUAUGACUAUUCUAAUGAAAUGGACGAAGACGAAGAGGAGACAGUUCAUAAUGGAUUGGAAUCAUCAGAGCAAACCGGACUUUUAGGGAACGACUCAGAAUGGUAUUAUGCUAAAGCAAGGUUAUUCCCGAAUGUGAAAGGGUGUGGAUACCCGCCUAUGCUCAAUUGCAGCAUUUUUGUGAAGAAGUACAGUGAACCGGGGACCAACUUCUCGUGUUAUUACAGCAAGAUAGAUCCGGGACUAGUGAUGAGCGAGCUGGAUAUGUGGCAGGUGUACAUGAAUCUCGUGUACGCCAUGGCUAUUCCCAUCCCGUCCUUUAUCAUUUCCGUCAUCUACCUUGCAUUCGCCUACUUCAAGAUCUACAACGACGAUGAACAAGAAGCUCUGGUAAACGCUGCAGGCGAAGUCGUGGAAGGGGAAACUGGAGGGGAUGGAAUGACGCCCUUGCCUCCGCUUACUAGUGGCGCCAUCACGCCGGGCAGCGAGAUCUUCAGAGAGGACCUUGCGAGCUUCGGACAUCAGCUCAAGGUGGCAAUGGCCGACGAGAUGAGCAGAGAAAGCGUAGCGGAUGCCGUCCCUGUUAUCUCCAAUUCUAACUCCAUACCUGGAAACUUGAGCAAGACGAUGACGACAAGUAUCUCAACGCCGCAUGGGCAGAUAGCGGAAGUUUGAGGCGUUCCUUCCAGGGGCUGUCCAACAUCUCCUGGAAACCCAAGUAGAGCGGCAUCAAGAGCAGAGGAUAGUGCUACAUUCAGCUGUGAGCUUCAGUGGUUGCAGAGCUUUCUUGCUUAACCUCUCUGCACAUAUGAGUGUAUGCUGAUGCGUCUGAAACAAGCAGGGGGCCUUGGACAUUAUAAGGAGGCCUGAUGUGGGUUAUUAUUGUUAUUAUAAGAAUUGAAACAUGAAUAAGAAAUGUGCUGUUACCAUAGCAAUACCAGGAAUUUGUUAUCCUGAUUAUAGAUGUACGAGUAUAUAAUAACUGCUUGGUUUCAUUUCCUGUUUGUUCGUUUCGUUUGUUGCUUUUGAAUAUUACUGCACACACAUACGGGAGAGAGUGUGAGAGAGCUUCAGCAUGCAGAGGAAUUAGCUACUUGAAUAUAGUCUUAUGAAUCUGUGCUUGUAGCAUGUAUCAUGAAGUAUUUUCCGAAAGGUUACUUUUGUGUAAAAACGAAAUCCCUGUAAUACACUUAAUAUUAAUUAGUUCUACAGUCUUGUGUGUAACAAUAUAUUAAAACUUAUUAAAAGCUAGUCACUUUCGACCAUAUUGGCCAUCAUCAGGUGUUAACAGUUGUGGGUGAGGACACUGCUGUCUUUUUCCCUUGGUGCUUGACGUAUGGUUCUCCUAUUGCGUUUGUGUGUCUGUAUCAAGUGUAAAUUCUAAUAGAAGGAUUUACACUUGUUACAAACACACUUAUGCACUAGAAGAACCGUACAUCAGCUAAGCAUCAACGCAGAAAGACAGCGGUUUCAUCACCCACAAUUGUUAACACCUGAUGAUGGCCACUUUGGUCGAAACAUAUCAUUAAAAAUCUAUAAAGUGACUAGCUUUUAAUAAGUUUCAAUAAAUUGUUGCACAUAAGACUGUAGAAGUAAUUAACACUAAGUGAAAAGCGCAACAGGAUGCUACAAUAUAAUAUUACCCUGUAAUACAGAUGGAAACCGAUACGGCAGGGUCCAUCCUUUGUGGCAUGCUGUACUUAUACAUAUAUAUUAUAUAUAUUGAAUUUACAUUUUUAUGAAAUAAUUGUAAGCUUAAUUCAUUAAUCAUGUUUAAAUUGUUUAUGUUUUUCAAACAAGGUACUUCGGGUAUUAAAUGAAACAAACCGUUAGACACGAAAAGUUUAAAAUCUUGAAAACUCGUGUGAUUUAUAAAUUAAGCGAAAUUUAAAUUUUAUAACUGGAGGAAGUCGUUAUGCAGUAAUGCGAUGUUAAUAUAAUAUGACGGCGUUCUAUUGUCUUAACUACUUUUAUAUAUAUAUAUAUAUACAUGCAAACAGUAACAAGAGAGCAUAAUGGCUUAUAUUAAAGUAUGUUUUUGUUUUGGUGCCAUUGUAAGCUGUAAAAAUAAGUCUGUAAUUUUAAAAGGCACAACUAUUGAAACAUGAAUCCCAUAACAUUAAGGAAAUAAAGUACAGUUCGUACGAGACUAUAGAAACAACAAGGAAUGAACGCAAAACGUUCUAUAUCAAUUGGAUUGCAGAUAAUGACAACCACUGUAACUACUUCAGUAGGUGAACAUGCAAACUUUUGUGAAUCAAUGAUCGAGCAACAUUUUCGAGCAUUUUUCAAGUAUCAAGCAUGUGUCUGUUCUGCUGGUUUCGAUCCAAAACCAAUAGUUAGCCGAACGUUUGGUAACAUAGCUUAGUCUCAUGCCGAUCAAAGUGGCCGCGAGGUCUAAGGCCCGAAAUGUCUUCUCCCGCUCAAACACUGAGACCGUGAGCUCGAAUCCCGCUCGAGGCAGGGAUAUCUGCGUUUAUUCUGUGUUUGUGUUGUCCUAUAUAGGUACCGGCCUUGCGACUUGGCUGAUCCCCUAUCAAAGGAGUCCUACGGACUGUCUCUAAGAUUCAUAGUUCCUGAAUUAAAUUUGAAUGUUAACAGCUCAGAGAGCCCAAUCCAUCAAGGCAGAAGAACUUAGCACCAUCAUCUACGUGUAUGUGCACGCACCAUUAAUGCACGUUUGUGUGCUCUUGUAUGUGUGUGCUCCCCUUUCCUAGUUUAAGACAGUGAAACUUGUAUUGAAUUUUAGAAGAUUUAUGGCCCAUUAAUAUAUUCAUCUAUUUGUACUAUACAGAACACACAUAAUUUAAUGCUGGGCUUCACUUAAAGCUCUGUAAAACUUCCCUGCUUUAGUAUCUCGGUUGUUAAAUGUGCCUGCACAUUCAGACAAAUUGUUUUACUGUCUAGAUUAAUCUGUUAUUACAGGCUUUGAGGAAGGAGUCGUUACACUCUCACUUCAAAUUUAUCGCCAGUUGCAUUACACUUAUAUGUCUGAAUCCUACUUGCAAUUUAUUAUAAUGUAAUUAAUGAUACCCACAAAUUGUUGAAUUAAUUUUAAUGUCUUAUGGUUUUUUCCUCAUUGGAAAUUUACUGUGCUUGCUCGCAUAUGUGUCGAAGCCGUUCAACAUAUAACAUAUGAUUUCAGAUGAAGCAUAGUUUAAAAGAAAAUCAUGAAGGGUAAGAGAACUGGAAGAUUUCACAACGAAUCCGGUGUUUCCGAAAUUACUAGAUGUUUUACUUUGAUGAUGAAUUGUACAGUAUACAAAAUCAAGAUAAAUAAAUGCUGUCACAUUGGA
Messenger RNA from Cryptotermes secundus, 4203 nucleotides. It is a transcript of the gene tipE, whose product is annotated as protein tipE. Gene Ontology annotation, biological process: regulation of sodium ion transport. Lineage: Eukaryota; Metazoa; Arthropoda; Insecta; Blattodea; Kalotermitidae. Gene Ontology annotation, molecular function: sodium channel regulator activity. The transcript has 3 exons. The coding region runs from base 425 to 1582 and encodes 385 amino acids. The record is from RefSeq and is a predicted model, not a curated record.